Molecule: messenger RNA, 453 nt
Organism: Podospora bellae-mahoneyi
Lineage: Eukaryota; Fungi; Ascomycota; Sordariomycetes; Sordariales; Podosporaceae
Exons: 1
Coding region: 1-453 (150 amino acids)
Molecular function (GO): DNA binding
Source: RefSeq, a predicted model, not a curated record
AUGGCAUCCACCGCCCCAGACAGCGGCGCCACCCCCGUCAAGCGCGGCCGCGGCCGCCCUCCCAAGCCGGAGCACGAGAAGAAGCCGAAGCCGGUGCCUAGCGGGCGUGGGAGGGGAAGGCCCAAGGGGAGUGGUGGUGGUGUGAAGAAGAGUGCUGCGGCGACGCCGAAGAAGACGGAGACGACGGCUAGGGCGAAGGCUAUGAAGGCGAAUGCUGAUAAGGUGGAGGCUGAGGCUGAGGCGGCAAAGGUUAAGGCUGGUAAUGCUGGGGGUACAGGGAAGAAGAGAGGGCGGCCGUCGGGAGGAGCGGCUACGGUUAAGAAGACGGAGAGUGUUAAGAGGGGGGGGCCGAAGGGUAGGGGGAAGAAGAAGGAGGUUGGUGAGGAGGCGGAGGAGGAGGAGGAGGCGGGGGGGGGUGAGGGAGGGGAGGGGGAGGGCGAGGAGAGUUCUUAG